UCAGCAGACGCAUCUGAAUGAAACUGGCUCGUCGGCGACGGACAUUGCGGUUCCAAGUAUCUCCCGUCAUCGAGGAGUGACCUUCCCUGGGCGGGAGCCCGAAUGUCGCCAGUUCCGCCGCCGCUCUGUUGAAGAAGCACUAGAUGCGAAAGCAGCGCCAUUUCUGUCGGCGUCCAUGAUAGGCGCUGCUACCGCAGCAGAUUCCAGAGCUCGAGCUCGGAACGGCAGCGGGAGAGAAGUAGCCGCUCCCCUUUCGCCGCUUCCCUACUCCCAGGCCACGGCAGAUUGUGCCGGUGAACUAGAGCCGCUCUCAUAAUGGACCUCUCUGCCUGAGACAGAAACACGUCUUGUGUUUUGCUCAGCAGCUGGGAGCUUUCAGCAGCCAUGCCUCACCAGUAAAAUCCCUCUUUUUUUUUUUCCUUUUUUUUUUUUUUGCUUAAAGCAAUAAAAACCCAACACCAUCCUACAUGCCUCCCCAUGUAGAGCCCCUCACUUACAUCCUACUGGAGUGACGCCCCCCCUGCUCGUCCAGAUAGGCUCUGCCUCGUCCUUCUGUUGUUGUCCACCUCCUUCCCUUCAGUAACUACCCGUCAUGAGGCUGCUGUGCCAGAAAAUGGCCUACACCUGAGGUCCCAUGCGUCCAGUGAGCACCGAUUCGGACGGUCCCGCUCCUCCUGAGAACCUCUCUUGCCCUUACCCCAGUGUGGGAGCUCUGUCUGCUUCAGAGAUGUCCUUGCUCCAGUCUCUGGGGCCGGUACAAAGCUGGCUCGGCCAGGAGCUCGAGAAGUGUGGGAUAGAUGCCAUGAUCUAUACCCGCUAUGUUCUUAGCCUCCUCCUGCAUGACAGCUAUGACUAUGACCUGCAGGACCAGGUGGCAGAAAGCUUUGCACGUGAUUGCAGCAAAGCCGUUCAGGUAUUACCGGAGCGCAACGUUUUCAUACCUGCAUUGCUUCAGAUGUUGGAAAGAUCUCAAAUAUUUCUCUUGUUUUUGUCUCUGGUGCAGAACUCUGGAAUUGAGAGCCUGGUUGAGGAGCUCUGCUCCAAACUUAAGGACAUCCAAAACAAACAGAAAGAAGAGAAACGGAUUCAAAAGAAAUCGGAUGGCUGUCAGUCACCAGAGCGUGCCGAGUCACCCUCUUCUAAGGACCAGGUGGAAAUGUAUUAUGAAGCAUUUCCCCCUCUGUCCGAAAAGCCUGUUUGUCUCCAAGAGAUCAUGACGGUGUGGAACAAGGCCAAGGCCUGCACUUACUCCAGUUCAUCAUCCUCUGCAGCUCCACAAACCAGCACAGACACAUCUUCCCCCAAAGACUGCAACAGUGAUGGUGAGGCUGCUAAAGAGCGAAACCUGGAGGCGUGUAGUACCAUCCCUACUGCGACCAGUGAGAGAGGUCAUCAACGCCGGGGCAAGAAGGAGAAAGAAAACCGAGGCCAUGGCGGUGCGGCAGCGGAGGAAAAGUCCAUCAGCCACUCCAAGAGACAGAUGAGACACAGAUCUGAAGGCAAAUACCGACCCAGAUCCUGGUCUUCUGGUUCCAGCGAGGAAGGCUCCAGCUCCAGUGGGAACCAGGCUGACACGAAAUCAUCCAGAAGCAAAACCGUUAGAGUAAGGCACAAAUCCAGGGAGGCUGCAAAGAACAAGAAGACACGCAACAACGGGCAGGUGAAGCUGCAGAUGAAGGUUGGCGAUAAGGAGGAAAGAAGAAACGCGGGGGUGCGCGGUAGCAGCGCGACUGGCGGAGCUGCUAAACAACCACAGCUUUACAAGAGAGGAAAGAGGCCGCUAAAGGAGAUUCGUAAAGAGCUUGGCUGGCUGGAAGUCAGAGAGUCUGCAGUGGAGGCUAGAAACAAAAAGGAGUACAAGGAGGAGCCGCUUUGGUACACUGAGCCCAUCACUGAGUACUUUGUACCAUUCAGCAGCUGUCAAAGUAAGCUGGAAACAAAAUAUCGCAGCAAGGUUAGCUCUCCUGAUGGCUUCGGCUUCUCUGCAGAUAUGGACAGGCUACCAGAAAAAAUCCAGGGAAUCUGCAUCGCCAGCGAGAACUACCAGCGGACCUACUUAGCGGCGGGCUCGUUUGUGGACGGGCACUUUGUGGAAGCGUCCGGCGACGCGGACGAUGAAGCUGCUGACCUCAAUGAAACUUCCUGCUGCCCUCAGCCAGAAGAUAGUAGAGAUUUAGAUGACAAGCAUCUGUCUGAAUUCACCGACUUCUAUGAAGUUGACAUUUAUCAAUCCAUAUUGGAUACUAGUGCCUCAGAUGCGAUACAAGAGAGUCGGAUCUUAAGCCUGAUUCGACAGAAAAGCAAAGAACAAGGAGAAAACGAGGCAGAAUGCUGUUUGGUGUUAGACGGCCUUGAGCAGCAAGGGGGAAGUGCAAUACAGGCAGAGUCACAGGAAGCUUCGGGAACCGUUGGGUUUCUAAUGGACGACCUUGAAAACAUGGUACAAGUGUGGGGCUGUUACUCACAGUCUUCUUCCGAAGAUGUAGAUGGCGAAGGUUUCCUCGGAGAUUCUCCUGUUCGGCUCUCUCCUCUGCUGGACAGUGUCUCAUUGACCCUGAGCAAGCUCUCUAGACCUCUGGAAGAACCGCCAGUACCUGAAGCUCCCAGCGAGCCAUCCGGAUUGGAUCCAUUCUGCUUCCCUCUUUUCAAGGUCCAGUGCGACAGUGCCACCUUCCCUUUCCCCCGCGACUCGCUUUCUGUCGGUCACGAAAACAUCCCCAUCUCUAGUAGCGGUCUCGACCCGCAUUCUAACAAACAGUCCCGCUUGCUGAUAUGGACCAAAAAUAGUGCCUUUGACGAAACGGAACACUGUUCUAACCUAUCGACGCGAACCUGCAGUCCGUGGUCCCAUUCGGAGGAGACUCGGUCGGACAAUGAACAGGGAUAUGCUCUAGCAGAGGACGCUGCUCAGAUUGGCCGAGACGAACCGGACCGAGUGAUCCCUCCUCUUUCGGGUACAUAUCUAGAAGAUGAAAUAUUGGAGUUUUUGCAAGAGGACUCAAGCAAAAAGAAUGAAAAAAUUUGCGUUAGCACAGCACCCAAUCAGACCUUUACCAAAAAGUCCAAAUUGGAGUCCGUUUGCGGCAUAGCGCUAGAGAAGGACGACGGCAAACAGUACAGCACAGACAUGUUUUCAGACAACGCAAACCAACAGAGUGACGAUUACAGCUCAGGGAUCAUAAAAGACAUUUGGACCGCAAUCGGAGACAGGAAAUCUGCCGCGUCAAAAGACGGAGCAGAAAAGCCAAGCGAGGGACUCUUUUCAGACGAGUCGGGCACUUGCUGUUGCCGGUGUCCAGAGGUCCAGACAAAAGGCGUUCCGGUUCAGGGGCCUCAGAAAAAAGCUGUGCAGCGAUCAGAGUAUCGGCUCUGGGAAGGCAAGAAAGAAGAACAGGACUUAGCCAAAAACAAACUCUCCAAAGUAGAUGCCGCUGGGGAUUACAUGACUCCGUCCAAGCCUUGGGACUUGAACUCUGACAAGGAAAGUACAUCGUUCAUCCUUGGAGGGGUGUAUGGAGAGUUGAAAACACUAAGCGGCGAUAAGAACUGGGCCGUCGUGCCACCGAGUGAUACUCAAGAGAGCUUGCUACAGUGCACCACUGCGGCCGCUUCCAGCUCAGACAUGCUCACCAUCACUGGCAGAGAUGUGUUCAUGAACGCAGGCAGCUGCUUCGCGCCCGGACACCGGCCCCUAUGGAGGCCCCUCGUUUCAUUCGGGCAGAGCGAUCAGGCCAUCAGGGGAGGCGGUGAUGGAUUGAAUAAGGGAUUUUCUUUGAUCUUCCAUGAAGAUUUGCUUGGAUCUUACAGCAGCUUGCGUAGAGACGAGCAAGAUUUAGAAUAUCCGUUUGCAUCCUUUAACCUGAAUAACCCCUUCUCUCAAGUCCUCCACGUCGAGUGUUCGUUUGAGCCUGAGGACAUGGCUACUUUCAGUCCGGGAUUCAAGCCCAAAUCCAUUCUUUGCUCUGAUUCCGAGAGCGAAGCCUUCCAAACUCGACUCUACGGCAUCAAUCGGACGCAGUAUAGAGCCAUUCGCAUUUCACCCAGGACUCAUUUCCGACCAAUAUCAGCCUCAGAGUUGUCUCCAGUUGGAGUUAGCGACUCGGAGGCCGAGACUGACAAAGAGGAGAUGAGUUUUCCCGUAGUGGCGCCAGUGGACGUGUUUGAUGAUCCUCAGGCCGACCUCAAACCUCUGGAGGACGACGCAGAGUGUGAGGGGCCUUAUUACGGGAAGUCAGAACUGGAAUCUGGUAAAUUUUUACCCAGAUUAAAGAAGUCUGGCAUGGAGAAGAGCGCCCAGACUUCUUUGGAUUCACAAGAGGGUUCAAGCACGCUUCUGCCGAUUGCCGAGCAGGAGAGCGGCUUGAGCUGCAAAACAGCCGCGUCGAGCGCAGGCGGACAGGCGGAUGUGGACAGGACUCAACCGGAAGAAUCUUCAGAACCGAAGCAGUCCAAUUUAUGUUCACCAGCUGGUCAGAUCCCCAAGUAUGGGAUUGCCUACGACUAUGUUGGCGACAUGCCAGAGUUUCCUCUGUUAAACAGAAGCGGGCAGGGAGGAAUGGGCGGCCAGCAAGACGAGUUCUGGUGGCAGAACACUAUUUGUUCACCCCUUUUCCCUGGAUCUCAGUGUACAGGGAGCAGCAACGUCUGACCUGUCCAGUUCAUCAGAGAGCAUCUUUCACCAAGAGAAGAGCUUCCUCUGUUCUUGGGACUGGACGUCUAACCAGCAAAAGAUUCAGGAAAAAAAACAAACCCUAACGUAGGCUAAUAUCUGAGAAACGUCUCCAAAACCCCCCAACGCAUAACCCUGUUGGCUUUUCAUUUACUAACUUCAAAACAAAAACAAGAAGAAAAAAAAAACUUGUGUAAUCAACAAUCAGAUCAACAAAAUGAGUGAAAAAAGAAAACUUUGAAAAAAGAAAAAAAAAAAAGUUCUGUCUGUGAGUGAUGCCAUGAUUAUUCUGCACACCGGUCCUUUCUCAAAUCUCCCACUUAGCUUGUAGAAACGUUUUUGAUUUCUUUAGUUUUUUUUUUUUUUUGGGGUUCUGUUCCCACCGUUCCGACAGGGAACCAGGUUCCGGCGGGCGGUGCCGUCUGAAUGGUUGCGCAUGUUCCUCUGUCCGUCCAGCCAGCCGCACUCCUGUUUUUAGUCGCGUAAAUCGACCGCUAUCACAUCCUCUACUUUCCACGUUGACUUCAGAGAGAGAAUAAAGGACAGAGUAGAGGUUUUUAUUUUAGUUCCCUAACGAUUUCAGAUUUAAUUGAUCUAGUUUGUACAACUUUCUGAAUGUGAAGUAGAGAAUGUGUUGAGCUUUCUGAAUAUCCUCCGCUUUCCCUGUGUGUGAAAAGUUGUCUGAUUUCUGAAUGGUGAUAGUCUUUUAAAGAGAUAGUAGUAGAUAUAGUGUGGUUUGUGAGGUAAAUCUUAAAAAGAAAACCAUUAAUCAGAGUUUUUUUGGGGGGGAAAUGCAAAUAGUUUAAUUCAAACUGCAAUUCUGUUCAAAUUGGUUUCAUAAAAUACAGAAAAAAGGAGGUGGUGAGACUACAGACAUUUUAGUUUUUCCUUUUAUUCUUAUAUUUUGGUGAAUUCUAUGGUACAAAAUUUCGGUGCUAUGUUCCAAAAAUCUUUUUUUGAAUUCACUAAUAAAGUUUUUUGACGUAGUUUUGUUUUUUUUUUAUUGCAAAGAUUUGAACGAGAACCUUUAGACUGACCAGUUCUUUCGCUUUGCGUCGUUUAUUCCGACCAGAACCGGCCGCUAAAGGCUGCGGCGGAAACAUCUCUGCAGACGGUCCACGCUGCGCCGGUGGACUCGGUAGGAAACGUCAAACCAAAAACCAACAGGAAGUACUCAACGCUUUUUUUUUUUUUUUUUAAUGUGAGGUGUGUUUUUCAUUUUCUUUGGGUUUACAAUAUAUCCUGUUGAAAUAUUGAUUCAUGUCUCUCUGUUUUGUGUGUGGUGGUGUAGAACUUGUGAAGACACUGGUUCAGCCUGAGUGUAGUACAAUUUUUUAUUUCAGAGAAACAGGAAACAGCUGCAGAAUCUCAAAAGAUGGAAAUAAUCUGAAAACCUUUAAACAAACCCCUCGCUAGGAUUAAAAAAAAAUUACUCUAAUUUAAAAAAAAAUGAUUAUUUUUCUUCCUAAAAUGUAAUUUAUUUUUCAUAAAGAUAACGAGGAUAAUAAUAUAAGUAACCCUAAUUGCCACGAGCACCACGAAGGUGAAGCACAGAUUAGUGAAAUCAUCCUUUUGUUUGUGUCGUCAUGCGCUGUCUACGCAAAAAGAUGCGGCUUCCACUUUAAAGUGCGAAUUUUAGUUCAGGCAAGUGGUACUUUAAAACAAAAAAAAAAAUAAAAAAACACCUUCAAGUAGUGGAAUGAAGCAAACUUAACUUCAGGGUCUUGUCCCCUUUCCUUAACAGUCAAGAUACUCAGGAAUUUUUUAAUGUAAGCAUAACCUACACUCAGACCUGUGACAGUGCAGUGAUGCAUUAAUGUUUGUUUUUGUUUUUUUUUGUUUGGGGUAGAGCAGAAAUUGGUGACAGAAGUUGUUUUCAAGCAUACGGCUGUAAUGACUGUCAUUAAUGUAGAGCUAUCUGUUUUAAUUUCAAUUUAAAGAAUAAAAUCGAAGCCAUUGUUGAUUGCAUAAACAUGGUGGGAAGGGAGUCCAGGAGCCCUGAGUUCUAUGCAAUAGCUUGGCGCAUGUAAACAUUCAAAAGUAUAGGGACAGACGUCAUGCAGCUAAUUAUGCAUGUGGGUUACUUUUGAGUGAGGGACGCCUGAGAAACACGACGGAAUGUCUCUGAGAAAUAACGCAUGCAAACAUCACACUCCAUUGCUUUUGAGUUGGAUGAAACACUUUUUAUCAGCACAAUAAAAAAAAGAAGUAUAAAUCGGUGAGAGAAUGUUUAGAAGCGUGUGAGCGUGUGUGAAUGUGUCACAAAAAGCACUUACAUUGGAUGGAUAGCAUUACAUCAUUCUCCUCCAAACUUGUUUUAUAAGCUGUUUAAAACCAGGAAAUGG
Messenger RNA from Cyprinodon variegatus (sheepshead minnow), 7014 nucleotides. Its product is annotated as KIAA0232 ortholog. Lineage: Eukaryota; Metazoa; Chordata; Actinopteri; Cyprinodontiformes; Cyprinodontidae. Bases 635 to 4648 code for a protein of 1337 amino acids. The record is from RefSeq and is a predicted model, not a curated record. The transcript is spliced from 8 exons.